AUGGGUUCUGAGGAGGCAGAAGGAUUCGAAUCUGGAGGAACCAAUCCUUCUGUCGAUGCGAGUGUCAUUGCGGAAUUGCCUGGAGGGUGCCGCAUCCUCUGUACCAAAAGACACGGCGAGAGCUUCUGGGCGAAGACCAACCGGAUCGACGUCUUGUUGGCGGAUGGGCUUACCAAACAAUCAUAUUUCAUCAAGAUCAUCUCCCACGAUACGGGUAGAAACAUGGUCCAUGGAGAAUUCGAAUCGAUGAAAGCUAUCUACAACAUACUGCCAGACUUCGCACCCAGGCCGACUGCCUGGGGCACGUAUCGGAACGAUCCCGACACGCACUUCUUCCUGUGCGAAUACCGAGAAAUGGCAAAAGAUAUGCCUGAUCCGGACCAGUUUUCUGCACAACUGGCUCUGCUGCACAAGAACAGCAAGUCUCCCAAUGGCAAGUUUGGCUUUCACGUCACAACCUACGGCGGCAAUCUCCCGCAGUUGAACGACUGGGAGGACAGUUGGGAGACAUUCUUUACAAAGAGUAUGCGAUGGGCACUCGACCUAGAACUAAAAGUCAGGGGACACGAUCGAGGUUUUGAUACACUGAUACCGACUCUGUUCGAGAAGGUGAUUCCUCGACUGCUUCGACCGCUGGAGAGUGAAGGCAGAUCUGUCAAACCUUCGCUUGUGCACGGGGACCUCUGGUAUGCCAACUCAGCGGUCGAUGCCGACACAAGUGCCUCUUUGAUUUUCGACGCUUGUUGCUUCUACGCCCACAAUGAAUACGAGUUCGGGCAAUGGAUGCCUACUUGUAACAAAUUCGGUGCCGCGUACUUGACCGCCUAUCACUCUUAUGUCCAGAAAUCAUCCCCAGAGGAAGAUUACCAAGGCCGGCUGGAUCUCUACAAGUUGUGA
Molecule: messenger RNA, 897 nt
Organism: Fonsecaea nubica
Lineage: Eukaryota; Fungi; Ascomycota; Eurotiomycetes; Chaetothyriales; Herpotrichiellaceae
Exons: 2
Coding region: 1-897 (298 amino acids)
Source: RefSeq, a predicted model, not a curated record